Molecule: messenger RNA, 783 nt
Organism: Lodderomyces jiufengensis
Lineage: Eukaryota; Fungi; Ascomycota; Pichiomycetes; Serinales; Debaryomycetaceae
Gene: ADH4
Product: Adh4p
Exons: 1
Coding region: 1-783 (260 amino acids)
Source: RefSeq, a predicted model, not a curated record
AUGUCAGAAUCAUCUUUUUUAGCUCCACAACAUCAAAUUAAAGGUCAAGUUGCAAUCAUAACUGGUGGUACCAAAAAUUUAGGUGGUGAAACAGCAAAAGAAUUAGCAAGAUUAGGAAGUAAUUUAUUUUUACAUUAUAGAUCAGAUCAAAAACAAGCUGAAGAUUUUAAACAAGAAUUAAAUAAAAAAUAUCCCGAAGUAACUAUUGAAUUAUAUCAAGGUGAUUUAAGUGAUGAUGAAAGUUUAAAAAAAUUGUAUAGUGAAGCUAAAUCUAAAUUUCCAAAGGGUAUUGAUAUUGCUAUAAACAAUGUUGGACAAGUUAUCAAAAAACCAAUUAUUGAAAUUUCAGAACAAGAAUUUGAUUCAUUAGAUGAUAAAAAUAACAAGAUUGCAUUCUUCUUUAUUAAAAAUGCAGGUUUAAAUUUAAAUAAUAAUGGUAGAAUUAUAUCAAUUGGAACUUCAUUAUUAGCAGCAUAUACUGAAUUAUACGGAGGUUAUCAAGGAACAAAAGCACCUUUAGAAUUUUAUUCAAAAGCUGCUUCAAAAGAAUUAUUACCAAAAGGAAUUACUUCAAAUAUAGUUAGUCCUGGACCAAUGGAAACUUCCUUUUUAUUAAAUUCAGAACCAAAACAAGCAGUUGAAUAUUUUAAAACUGUUGCUUUACAUCAAAGAUUAACUCAAGUUAGUGAUAUUGUUCCAAUUAUUAGAUUCUUGGUUACUGAAGGUACUUGGAUUACUGGUCAAAAUAUCUUUGCAAAUGGUGGAUUUACUUCACCAAAAUAA